UGUGGUGGAGAGUUUGGUGUUAGUCUCUGGUGGCGGCGGGCGUGUUGUGCGUAGCUCCGUGAUCUGACGAUUCUAAUAUUGGUUUAACGUGAGAAAAAGUUGCUAAAAAGUUUGUGCAGAGGUAUCGUGGUAUUGGUUAUUCCGCGGAGUGUUCGAAACCCGUCAAAACGAAGCCAUUUGGAUUAAAAAAGAGCGACAACUUCACCUGCGAGAAUUUUUUUUUCUUUGGACAAGUCUCACACCAAAACAACAGAUUUGUGGCGCGGAGAAAUUUAACACAGGAAACCUGAGCCCAACAAAGGUAUGGGGUGACUGCAGAUGACGCCCUCUACGAUUUUUUAUGAUUGUCGUUUUUGAUGAGCUUCUGGCCAACUAGAGGGGGCUGGGGGCCCCUGAGGCCCUGUGGCGUCCCUGAAAUAAUGUCCCUUUGGCUGGAGUGAAGCGAACGCGGAGGGGAGACUGCUCGGGGAGGGCUUUCAGAGUAAGGGCGGCUUGGGCCUGCCCUUGCGACGCGGCCCGCCUUUUGGAAGUCCUCAGGAUGUCCUCCGACGGACGUUGACGCCAGCGGAGGAGAGUUAUCGGCGGUCACCGAGAAAAAAGCAAAAGCUACCGACAUCGACAACGGAUAUGUCACGCUGACGUCACUCACUCACUCACUUACUCAUUGUCUUCGGGCGCUCUCCUCUGCAAACUUAGGUAGCGACACGCCAUCCACGUACCCACACGCGCAUUCUCUCUCUCUUUCUCCCUCUAUCUAUCUCUAUCUCUCUGUCCCUGUCUCUCCUCAUUCACACCACCUUUUCUGACACACGUACGUUCUUCUUACCUGUUCCUUGUUCUGUUAAGUUCCAUAUUUCAUCUGAGCCCCUUGUCACCAACUUUAUUCCGACCAAUCAGAACGCAAGAGCAUAAUCAGUCAACGUUUUCAUUGGCCGAAUGUGAAAAGAGAAACGUAUUUUACCCACCUACAACAAACUUGUUUACAAUCCUGAAAAAUAAAAAAAAAAAGUCCAGGAAAGAUGUAUCGAAUAUGAUGUGGUGCCGUCUCGACUGAAGCCUGUGUCAGUUAUUAUGAAAAGUUUCAAAGUUCGCGUGAGGCGUGAGGAGAGAAUGCUUUAACAGCGGAGGAUCUGAAGCAAAGAAAAAAUAGUGGAAGUAACUGACGAGGGGAGACAGAAUAUUUGAUUCGAAAAUAAAAGUGAAGUAGUGAAGGUUAUCGAGAAACGUUGACCUUGACCUUCGAGCGUCAAGGUGUGCCCCAUUCGAAAGGUUCGUCUCCUCUUCCACGAUGCCCAACAUGAACCUCAAGAAACUCUGGAGGAAAAAGAGCGUCACCAUCACUGAAUACGACCCCACCUACAAGGUCGUGUACCUGGGGAAUGUCCUCACAGGAUGGGCCAAAGGCGAUGGUUGUGUGGACAAGCCCUUGGCGACCCUAUGGAGGAACUACUGCCAGAGCAACCGACAAGACAUAUCAAUGAAGGUGACGAUAUGUGGGGCGGGCCUUCGCGCAGUUACCCAUGAACAUGGACUGACAGAGUACUGGGCGCACAGGGUCACUUACUGUGCCGCCCAUCCAGCGUACCCCAGGGUCUUCUGCUGGGUCUACCGUCACGAAGGGCGGAGGCUGAAACAGGAGCUUCGCUGCCAUGCUGUGUUGUGUCCUAAGAAUGAGAAAGCGGAGGCCAUGGCAGCGCAGCUGAGGGUACGCCUGGCCUCGGCAUUGCAGGAAUUCCGACGAGAGAAGGUUGUGCGACAGAAUGCGCGUCUCUCCCUCAUGCAUGCCAUCUACGACUCUGCAGCCAUCCCGCGGCGUCGGCUCCUCUUGUCAACCGGCUCUGCAAACUACAGGCCUCCCCUGGAGCGGUCCAAGAGCGCACCGAAAUUAGGGGCCAUUGAGGAGAGCAUUGAAGAGGAGGAUGAAGAUGAUCUGGGGCACAGCGAUGACGAGGAUAUCGAUGGCAUUGAGGGAGCUUCAGUUCACCUUCGACCGGAGGAAGACGGAGGUGGUUCGAGCACAGUGUCCGAAACGAUAUCUGACAUUGUGGUAGACUAUGAUUCUAGUAGUGAGGCAGCCAGCGCUGGCCAAGACAAUUAUGGUCUGGAUGACGAGUUCGAGGGCAAUCCACACUAUUCCUCUGCAUUCCGUCACUCUGACAGUCUUUUGUAUUGCCCAGUACCUUCGCUCUCACCUCUCACGGAACAGUCAAAGCACGAGACCUUAGUGGUUGCUGCGGAGCCUGGAGGAGUAGAAGGUGGCGGUGGUGGGAGUGGAGGGGUGGUGAGUAACUGUGGAAGGGAGGAUCUGGGACUUCUCGCUUCCCUCACUCGCGAGUUGAGUCUCGGGGCACCGACAGAAGAGUCUCUGACUUCAGAUCAGCCCGAGUCUCUUGGUUCGCACUGUGAUUCGUGUAGUUCUUCAUGUGGAGCUUGUAGUGACCCUUGUGACGUCGCGGUGGAACAGGAGCAUCUGAUGAGUGAAAGUGACCAUUUGAAUGAGGAUCGUUCGAUAAAUGAAAAUAGUGGACCUGGUAAAAUGGUCCAUAUGGAUGGGGACAACAUUAGUGAGGAGAGUGGGUAUUCUGAAGACAAAGAUUCACUCCAGAAUCUAGAUGCUACAAAACUGUAGCAGAUUGUUAUAUAUUAAUCACAGUGCGUAACGACUGUGAAUCAGUAAUCUCUGAUCCUUCAUAUUAUUUAGAUUACCAUAUAGGUCCCUUUCCUGUGUGUGAUUACAGUUAGGGAUGCGUGCGACAUCUGCAUGAACACAAAAGUGCUUCCUCGUUUGCCUCUCCUGUUCGUGGUUUGCUCUUUUGUUACUAGUCCAGUGAAGUUCAAACUUCCUUGUCAUUCAAGGAAAAGAAAGAACACUCCCUUGUUGGUGAAAGAUUCUCACAAAUCCAAAGCAGAAAGUUGGGACGAAAUGCUGAGAAUGGACCAGCUCUUCCGCGAGUUUGAUGUUUUCAACAUUUGCCGUACGGACUCGCCUAAUGGUAAUCUUAUAGUGUAACUAUAACACAUACCCCUAGAAUGUGAAGGCUACAUUUUGAUUUAAAUAAUGUAUGCAUUUUAUUUGUAAAUUAUGUAUAUCUGAACUUGAAUGAUAAUAUACAUAUAGUUGUUAUGACUGUAUUAUUUAACUGCAAAUCUCUCCUGUAGUGAAUCACAAGAGUGGGCCUUAGCUAGCAUCUCCUAGACUCUUGGUCUAGGACCUUUAUAUUAAGUAUUUAUAUGUGAUGCUAUUACUGUUUUCAUGUAGCUAGGCCAGCUGUUUUUUAAGCUUUUUAAGAGUCUCUCAGAUAUAUAUGCCAGUUAUUUCUUUUACAAGCAACCUACUUAGUAUUCAAAAUACAUAAUUUAAGGCAGCCCAUGUAUAGAUUAUGACAUUUUGUUAAGGUAAGAUACAACAAAUAACAUACUACUGGCGUUAUAAAAAUUUGUCACAACCUACCUUAAGCAGAGCAAAACUGAAACUUUCAUACUGUUGGUGGAUUACUAAUUAUUUAUAAUAAUAAUGAUACUGUGUUUAAGGUCAACAGUGUUCACUUUUUAUAAUACGAUAUUUGUGAAGAAUAAAUGUAAUCAUAAAAUGGCCAAGCCAUUGGGUACAUUAAUCUCCAAAAGCAAGUUUUUGAUGUGUAACUGCUAUUUUGAAAUUUCCUUUCAACUUAACAUUAUUAAUUUAUGCAUAGGGCCCUUUCUAUAAAUGCAGUGUGGCUAAGUGAGAAGUUGAUCGGUUUUAUUUUGUAGAGACUUGACUUUAUUUUGUAGACAAUUGACUGAGAAGUGCCAUAUACAGUAUAUAGUAUUAUAUGCCAAUGCUGCCACGUAGCUCUAUCCUGUUUUAUUGCAAUUCAAAUAAAACUGCAGGAGAGCUUUACUUCCCAACCAUCCAUUUCCCAGCUUUGCCUACUAGACAAGAGCUGCAGUGACAGAACUGACACAGUUUUUGUGCGCGACCAUAAAAUACCUUGUGUGGUUCUGCACUCGGGAGGCUUUUCUCUGAAGUUCAAGGAGUGUUAGCUGCUUCUCUGUUCUGCGCAAAAGUUCCCGUUCUAGAGCGAAGAAUUGUUGACAUCUUCCAGGAAGCUUGUGCCCAUUUGCUGCUGAUUUGGGGGGCUGGAACUCAGAACGGAAUCCCGUCUAGUAAGUUGAUUAGCUGUCUACCCUAAAGGAAUUCUCAAUGUUCCAGUGGUUACGAAAAAAGCUGCAUUUUUCAUCCUCUGAAGAUUUUUCCAGUUUUAACUGGUUUCAAAAUUCUGGCUUUAUCAAUUUUUUUUGUAUGCUAAUAGGUCACCUUAUCUGUAUGACUUCAAUGUGUGAUAAUUAAGUAUGGCAUCGUAAUUUUAAUUUUAAUAUAUAUUUUCAUAAAGGGUGAAGGACUAGAAGCUAGCUCUUAAACCUUAGCUGCAAAUCAGAUCUUCAAAGUGGCUGCUAUUUUUUAUGGUCCAGAGGAGACUAGGAAAGGCAUUUUGUAUUGUUUCUCAUUCAUUGAUGUUUAUUUAUUAUUCAGCGAUAUACUCAUGUCUUUUAUUUGUUAUUGAACACCUGAUCUUUCUCAUCGUGUUCAUUCAUAAGGGAAGCCAAGAGGAGUAGAGGAGAGGUUCAACCAAUAUUCUGCAGGAAGUUGCUGCUAUUAUAUCAUUCUUGGCACUGUACUGGUGCCUAGUGUGCAAAUUCGUAUUGAUUCUCAUCAGUGUCACUUUCACUGACAAUGCUGUAUUGUAUGGACAAUUUUCUGUGUUCAUUUUCAUUUUUCUGUCCAGAAGACAUUGGUGCUUUCCUUUCUCUCUCAGUGUUUUAAUGGAGUAAAAUUCAAAGUGUAGGUUUUCAUAAUGCCUCAGAAUUCAGUACUUAAUUUGUAUGGAAGUGGUUUCCAAUUGCGGAUUGUAUUAUUCUUGCAGAAGUAUUUAAACAAAUUGCUCUAUGACUUUCUCGAUAUGAGGUCACAGUCCUUUCCUGAAAUACUGUUGAUGAUAUUCUCUUGCACUGGUUUCUGUCAGUGUCGAUACAGAGCAGAUUUUUUCCCCCGUUUCUUAAACUGUAGCCUUUUUGUUAUCAACAUGGAAUUUUCACUGUCGAUUGCGUAAGAAUCAUUUAUAUGAGGAUAUAAAUUAUUCUAAUAGUUAUAACAUUAUCAUUAACUCUCAUAUAUGCUAAGUUUAUGUCUUCAGCAGGAUCUGUGUGGAAUUUUACUUGUGAUUUCUUUCCAAACUUACACCGAUGUAUAAUAUAAUAACCGAGACAUACAAAUGACUGACAUUUAUUUUAGUUGGAAUCUCUUACUCAGUAGUAUUUCAUCUGUAAGACUUGUAAUUCGUAUGAUGGAAUUAUUUGUUAAGUCGUGCAUUAUACUAAACGAUAACUUAUUAUCCAUUCAUAACUUCACAAACAUUACACACUUUCAAAACAGUAAUACUAACAUUUAUUUUGGGAGAGUGCAUUCAUCUUUGUUAUCUAAUGUAUCUGAUCAAUUUCAAAUAAAAUAUUCUAGAUGUUACUGCCAUAACACUUUCAAGAUUUGUCGCGAGUACUAGUGCCACUUCGUACUGUGAAAAUCUGUUUUCUGAAGUGGUAUUUUCACACGUGUUGAGUCAAGUCACACAGAUGACGUUCUCUUUCCAAGGCUUUCGAAGUGUCAAAAGGACCAUGCGUAUUUUCACUGAAUGAAGCUAUUGAGUGGCUCAGAGAGAAAAAAUGGAGCUUUAAUGUGUGUUUCUCUGCGCUUGUUUUAUACACGUGCUGCAAAAGUCCUCUGUAGAAAUGUUAUAUAUUUAGAUUUUUCCACGAAACACAGUCCUCUGAUGACCUUUCUUCUUUAUUUUAAGGGUCAGUUUACUGAUGAAAUAUGUAAUCUGCCCCAUUCAGCACCACCAUCUCGUACCUUCUGCACAAUGCUGAGAAAUGAAGCUAUAUCGUGAGGUGAUGCAAUGGAUCCAUGAACUUUAUCUAACGAAACUUCUUAGUAAAGCUAAAGUAACGGAAAAGUAAGAAGUCAGUGGAAAAUAGGUUCUCAGGUUAUUUGGCAUUAGAAAUUGUACCGUGAAGCACUUGGAAACAUUCCUUCGGUUUUUAAUGUAACUUCAAGAUGAUCGUAAAUGUUCAAUUUCAAGUUGGUAAAGUAUUACAGUAUAUUUUAAUGAUAACUUAAGGUUAUAUUGGCUUUUGAUAUAGCUAUUUAUAUCGUUCACAUUUUUUUUGUCUCUUACUGAACCCUAAUGCUUCAGAGGAAAGUGAAGAGACAGAUUUUCAACACAAGCAAAUUAGGUUAUUAUCAUCAUUGUACUAUUACUCUGUUGGUAAUGGUACACACGCUUCAUAAAUAUUAUCUAUAUGAAGCAGUUGAAUGAUUUAAGGUUGUUCAGUGAUGGGACACGAAGAUGCAUUCUUUCUGAGAGUGUUGUUUCAUCUUUUAUUUUUACGAUCUGAGAAUGCAUUCUUUCAAAGUGUUGUUUCUUCUAUUAUUUUCUGUCUUGUUGAAUAUUCUGUGCGUUGGGGGAAUACAAUAUUCCAGAUGCAGUUUGAGAUGUUUAUUGGGUCAAGCGAGAUACUGGUGCUACUACUGUGCUUUUCAGGCAGUGGCAAGAUCGGGGCCGAGAGAGAGAUGUUGUAUGUACUUGAAAAUUACAACCAAGACGGAAAAAAAAGGGAGGUACUUGAACCGCCAUCAGAAAAUAUAUGGCUUACUUUACUCAUUGUGAUGCAAGCUACAUUCCAUGUAUAUAUAUAGCUAUUAAAAAUGUCAGGGAUGUACAUAAGAAAUGUAAUUUUGUAUCAUAUAAGUAGAUGUUAUCUAUAGAAUUACCAAAUAAACUUAUUACCCUAU
This is a messenger RNA of Macrobrachium nipponense, 6826 nucleotides long. Its product is annotated as protein FAM43A-like. The record is from RefSeq and is a predicted model, not a curated record. NCBI's taxonomy places the organism in Eukaryota, Metazoa, Arthropoda, Malacostraca, Decapoda, Palaemonidae. The transcript is spliced from 7 exons. Bases 1289 to 2629 code for a protein of 446 amino acids.